Messenger RNA from Corylus avellana, 1261 nucleotides. RefSeq names its product splicing endonuclease 1 (gene SEN1). Gene Ontology annotation, cellular component: cytoplasm; tRNA-intron endonuclease complex. Gene Ontology annotation, molecular function: tRNA-intron lyase activity; nucleic acid binding. The record is from RefSeq and is a predicted model, not a curated record. Gene Ontology annotation, biological process: tRNA splicing, via endonucleolytic cleavage and ligation; tRNA-type intron splice site recognition and cleavage. NCBI's taxonomy places the organism in Eukaryota, Viridiplantae, Streptophyta, Magnoliopsida, Fagales, Betulaceae.
AGCUUACAAACUCUGCAACGACAACUGCAGCACAUCUUCUCUUUCUUCUCAGUUCUCACCUCCCACCUGAUUUCACCGCCACCGGCUGACCUCACCGCCGCCGCCUCCCAGCCCACUCCACGCCGCCCACGAAAGAAGACGCUGCCCAGCCAGAAAGCCCCGCCGACGCCGUUCACCCCACCGUUGCUGCUCCACUACCAGAUUAAAUGGAGCCAAGAUGGAAAGGAAAGGGCUUAAAAGCUAAAGCUCUUGCAGAGCCCAUGUCAAAGAUAGUGUCACAGCUUCAGUCUUCUCUAAUUCAAUCAGAUGCUCAUGGACUUCUUGCUGGCUGCAGUGUACUUAUAGAAGUUGAAUCAGAACAAACUGAUCUUCUCAAUCGUGCGUGCUUUGGAGGACGUAUUAUUACAGCUGAAAAGGAUAAGGAUUUGUUUCAGCUGGGUUUAGAAGAAGCCUUUUACCUAUGCUAUUCGUUGAAGUGCCUCAAGAUUGUAGGUGAUGAUAAUUGUUCAAAGAAUGAUGUAGAGCUAUGGCAGUGCAUGAUAUCCAAAAAACCGACUUUCCCUGAUUUCUACAAGGCUUAUUCUCAUCUUCGAAUGAAAAAUUGGGUUGUGAAAUCGGGUUCUAAUUAUGGUGUGGACUUCGUUGCCUACCGUCACCAUCCAUCUCUGGUCCAUUCUGAAUAUGCUGUGCUUGUUUUGUCAGAAGGAGAGGGCGAAAUAAAUGGCCGAUUGAGGUUGUGGUCUGAUCUCCAUUGCACAACUCGAGUUAGUCGAGGUGUUGUGAAGACGCUUUUAGUUCUUAAGAUCAAUAAAAAUGGUAAUGGUGCUGCUUCUCCAUCAUAUUUGGAGAAAUACACUGUUGUAGAGCGCACAGUCACAAGAUGGCAUCCAGAACAAUGCCGUGAAGAUCAUAUGAUAGUUGAAAAGAGAACCAAGAAACUAGAAACUCCUGGAAAAGCGAGUUUAAAGCCAAAAUUUAUUCAAAACCAUGAUGUAAAAUUGAAGCAGGGCCUAGUUGGAACCAUUCGGAAUCUUAGUCUAGUUAGGAUUAGUCUAUUUUUUGUGUCUAUUUCCGUAAUAGUAAGCUGUUGCCUGAUGGAUUUGUUUUAAUUAGAUUUUCUCGAGUUAAAUUUAUUGAAAUGGGUUGCACCAAGGCCCCUGAGUUGUAUUUAUCCUUGCUCACUAGUGGAAGUUCCUGGCUCUCCCCUUAUCCCUGAGUUGCUAUUUAUCCUCAUUAAAUGUUUUUUUCUCUUUCUUUUUUC